CAACGAGAGAUAAAAACUUAAAAAAUCAAAUAAAACAGGAAAAAAAAGUAGGACAGCUUGUACUAAUUUCUUUGUCAAAGAAAUCAAUUAUGCACCCCUAAACUCUUCGUUUUACUUUCGUUUUCAUUUUACACGGGUAAAUUUCUAUGUUAUGAAACCCGACUCCACUGCUGUGUCAGACUUUUGACAUCGGCUGAAGAAGAUUACUGGCAACUUCCUUGCUUUAAUAGAAUCUCAAAACUUUAUUGUUUAAUGUAAUUUUGUGUCCUCUCCCUGCAUAGCUCAAUAUAUGGUCUGGAGAUAACAAGUUUUGUGUUUUUUGGUCAAUUUUAGCAACCUCAAUUGUGACAAUUCAGAACAUUCCAAAAGGAAAACUGAUUCUAUUUCCCACCUUUUUUGAACCCGUUAAUCUCCAAUUUGUUUGAAGUUCUCGCCUCUUAAGACAUGGUGCUUGAACAUACACCGAUUUUGAAAAAAAAGAAUUCAAACCCUGACAAUGCUACACGGAACACAAAAUCAUCCUCCAACAAACAAACGGUCACAUUUGAUUUACCACUUGACACACAAUUAAGCAGCCAGAGUUCGGACGAAGAAUCCCCAAAAAAACAAUCAGACUCUGAAAGUUCGUCGCCGUCAUCAUCCGAUAAUGCUGAACCAAUAGAUGUUGACAAAGAGGUACCCGAGGCUUCCAAUAGUGCCGAAACCGAAAAACAAGUUGAACUGAAUGCCGACACUGCAGAUGAUAAAAAAGAGGUUGAAAAUAGUAAGGAAGAAAAAGGAAAAGAAGCAGACGAAGAAGAAGACGAUGACGGGGAAUACGUGGUAGAAGCGAUCUUAAAUCACCGACCAAGUUUUCGAAAAGGAUGGGGUUAUGACUAUUACAUCAAAUGGGAGUCCUAUGAUGAUCCCAAUGAUAAUACAUGGACACAUGAACAAAACUGUGCUGGAUGUCAAGACAUGAUUGAUCAGUAUUGGAAAAAAAGAGGCGGAAGGCCGGACCCAUUCCCCCCGAAGAAUUCAUCAACAAAACGCAGAAGGAGCUCGAGCCUAUUGACUACUUCACGUCGAUCUAGCACGUUGGCCAGCCCGAAAACCUCAAAAACCUCCAAACGAAGACGGCUGUCGAACGAAAGGACCAAAAAGACAACCCCCCCUCGUACUCGCUCAUCUUCGGCAUUGAUCAAAAGCUUCUCAUCCAGUUCGUCAGAUUCGGAGGACGACUUUAAGCCACCAACUAGACGCAAAAGUUGGGAAGAUAUGGUGGAGCGUGUUGAGGCAAUUGAACGUUUACAGAACGGAAAAUUGAUUGUUCGACUGAAAUGGACUAAUGGACAUUCUAGCCUUCAUGACAACGUUGUCGUUUAUGGAAAAUGUCCAAUGAAGGUUCUGUCGUAUUAUGAGCAACAUUCAUCAUUUGAUUAAUUGUAUGUGUGGUCCUAUAUACAAUGAAUAGAAUGGCAUAGGGUUAGGUAUUCAACGCUUGCACGAGUUAUUGAAUUGAAGGCAGUGAAGUAAAUUUACAGAACCGUUAGGUAUUAAACGAGUGAUCUGCUGACGAUGCUGUUGAAAAGGAGAUGUGUGCAAAUAACUGUUUUAUUAAC
Molecule: messenger RNA, 1601 nt
Organism: Schizosaccharomyces japonicus yFS275
Lineage: Eukaryota; Fungi; Ascomycota; Schizosaccharomycetes; Schizosaccharomycetales; Schizosaccharomycetaceae
Product: chromodomain protein 2
Exons: 2
Coding region: 445-1422 (325 amino acids)
Biological process (GO): epigenetic regulation of gene expression
Cellular component (GO): chromosome; nucleus
Source: RefSeq, a predicted model, not a curated record